Messenger RNA from Rhizoctonia solani, 399 nucleotides. RefSeq lists its product as uncharacterized. Gene Ontology annotation, molecular function: nucleic acid binding. The transcript has a single exon. The record is from RefSeq and is a predicted model, not a curated record. Bases 1 to 399 code for a protein of 132 amino acids. Lineage: Eukaryota; Fungi; Basidiomycota; Agaricomycetes; Cantharellales; Ceratobasidiaceae.
AUGGCUCCCCAGCUGCAAUUACAUAAUGGGAGGUGGAGGGGGGGAGGGCUCAACUUGGAAGGAUAUGUUAUGCAGGUCCUAAAUGGUCCACUUAAGGACUUCAUUGCACAGAUGGAGAAAGUCAAGGGACACAGGAUGCUGGUGGUUGAAGAUGGGGCCCUGGCACACCAAGGAAAGCUAGCCAAACAGGCUUGGGAAGAACUUGGUAUUAAACAGAUUGCACACCCUCCAAGUUCACCAGACCUAAAUGUCACAACUCAGCUUGGACCUAUGGUACAAGGGGGCUUAAAGUCUGUGGCCCUAUCACCAAUGGACUAUCAGACAAGGAAGAAGGGCAACAAAGGCCCAAAAGGUAUGGUUAGGGUAGCAGGCUAUGAAGGCCUGGGUUAUGAUUUAUAA